AUGGCGUUGCACGCGGCCGUUAGUGCCUUAGAUCAGCGGGAAUAUUGGAGUGAUGCCUACCCGACUCUGACGUUGUCGACCGUCAACGACAAUGCCGUCGACGAGAUUAUUUUGCGAGACCACGCCGACUACACCAAAACGGUCUGGAAGUUCAAUAAUAACAACAAUGUCGUUCGCGAGAUAAGGGAGUUCGUGUGCCACACGUGCGAUAAAAAGUACUGUAGUUCGGGCGCGCUGCAGCGCCACCUGCGAUUCGAGUGUCGGAUUGAUUCAAAGUACAAGUGCCCGCUGGCUGAUUAUUACAAAUGCUUCGUGUGCGGAAAAACUUACAAGGUGCAGAGGUCGCUGUGGCGUCACCUAAAGUACGAAUGCCAAAAAGAACCGGCAUUCAACUGUCCGUACUGCAGCUACAGGGCGAAACACAAAUCAAGCGUGGUCAAGCACGCUGUCUGCGUCCAUGGAGGGUGUACGGCGAGGCAUUUUUGUCCGAGAUGCGGUAAAUCUUACACCCUUGUGAAAAACCUGAAGCGCCACUUGUCGGUGGAGUGCCAAAAGGAGAAACGCUUUAAGUGCCGGUUCUGCUCCAACUCGUACUACUAUCGCACAGACCUGAGAAACCACUUGCACAGGGUGCACGACGUCAUUGUCAGAUUCGAUGCCGGCGCGGUCUACCUGUAG
Molecule: messenger RNA, 678 nt
Organism: Cylas formicarius (sweet potato weevil)
Lineage: Eukaryota; Metazoa; Arthropoda; Insecta; Coleoptera; Brentidae
Product: GDNF-inducible zinc finger protein 1-like
Exons: 5
Coding region: 1-678 (225 amino acids)
Biological process (GO): regulation of transcription by RNA polymerase II
Cellular component (GO): chromosome
Molecular function (GO): chromatin insulator sequence binding
Source: RefSeq, a predicted model, not a curated record